AAGUUAGUGUUCUGGAUAUAUAACUCAUUUUCGUACGUUAUAAAGCUUUCAAUUAACCGUGUAGUGUGUUGAAGAUCAAAGCUAUGUUUCGGUAUUUUCUGAAAGAAUUUUUGAGAAGCCCAUGGAGAGAACCUGGUCCAAGUGAAUGGAAUGAAAGUAUGUAUGACGAAUUACUAAAUGAAAUAGGACAUAUUAGAAUCAACGAGAAAGGACGAAAAGGUGGAAUACUAUUGUGCGGACCGAAUCAAACAGGGAAGUCAUCACUCGUAAACACAGUAUUCACUAUAUGCAAUGGUCGGCCAGCAAACGUUUCAACAGCGAUGUUUUCGCAGAAAAGUGUCACUUCCAAUUAUUUACGCCUGGCCGCUCACGGGAGCUUGAACAACUUUAUAAUAACAGACACUAAGGGCCUUUUGGAACCAAAAGGUAGUGGCCUGAAUGUGGAUGAUGUACUUUUCAGCUUACGGGGGAAUAUCAAAAAUGGCUAUAAGUUUGAAGAUCACCCAAUAGAACGUGAAAACAAGGACUUCUUCAACGCAUCCCCAAAGAAAGAGGACGAAUCACAUUGUCUAGUUUUUAUCGUUGGUGUCGAUAUGCUUGAAACAUUUUCUAUGAAGUACUUAAACAAAAUAAAAGAGAUUGUGUGUGAUAUGCAGGAAAGCGGGUACCCAAUGGUCCUUAUUUUGACGAAAAUGGACAAACAUUACCCAUACCUUCAAACAGAUAUUACAUACAUGUUCAAAAGUAGCAUUGUGCAUGAAGCAGUUCUCAAGGCGUCAAAGAUAUUUGGAAUUCAGGAAAGAGACAUUCAUCCAGUCGUUAACUUUACACAAGAAAUCCGUUUGAAUAAAAUAAAAAGCAUUCCAGUGUUACUUGCUCUCAGACAAAUUUUGCAUUAUGCCGAAGACAGGAUUCACGCAAGUAACUAAUGGAAAUCUUCCGACAAGGAGAAGAAAGUUGACAUGUGUGCCAAAAUCAUGAAUACGUAACACAUAUGGCUGAAAUUCAUGAUUCCUUGUGCAUAAGUGUCUGUAAAAAAGUGUGUACAUAACAUUUGACUAGUAUAUAGGCCCGUGUAUAUCAUAUUUGUUCAAUUAGUUUUAAAGAUAUUUAUUUUCUAAAGAAAAACUUCCUAUACGAUCUCGAACCAUCAGUUUGACUGAAUAAAUGUAACAUAAAGAUCGAGGAUCAUUUUAACGUUCUAAUAAGUGUAGUCACAUUGAUACAUAAGUAAUGGUUAAUGAAUAAAAAAAAUGAUCUGUCGAUUGUUAAUGAAUUGCAUAAGUAAUGGAAGUAAUGAUGAGAGUAAAUAUAAAUGAUCCUCGAUAUCUUUUAAGUUGCGAAAAAUCAUACUUUGAUAAAAUAUUAAAUUUGUGCAAAGGUAUUAAUCCAAAGGUAUAUAUAUGUCGAAUGAUCGUACGGUUUGUACUCUGCAAAUUAAUAUUUUGAUAGACUCAAUGUAGACUGUCAUAUUUCAAGCAAAUAUAUUCGCCAAUCGGAAAAUUUAAUAUCUGGACAAAGUUAAUGGACAAAUGUAACAUUAUAGACGCAUUAAUUUGUAUCACUAACAUAAUGUUAAGCCUUUAAAGUUUGUUUUGAUAUGAUGUAUUUGUUUGUUUGUUUUCAUAUAUUUGUUUUUUUUGUAAAAUCGAUAUCAUCAAGCUGUUUCUUUAUACUUUUCAUUUUUAUUUUGUAAAAUCGCCGUCGUAAAACAACUGCAAUAAUCAUUGUAGAUCACAAAAUACUCUGGCCAAUGUCAAGCCUGUAAGUUUAACGAAUACAGAAUGUUAUUCCUUAUCAGUUAUGAUAAAAGAAAUUUGUUUUCAUCUGACACGGGGUUUAAGUUUUUUUAUGUUAACGUUACGUACCUACCAAAUGUUGUAGAUGUUUGAAAAACAAUUACCAUAUAACUGGAAUGAAACAGAUUAUAUAUAAAUUGCAGUUACUAAAUUAUUACUUGAAAGGUAAUUGAGAUUAGAAUAAGAUAUUAUAUACAGUGAGAUAAUACCUCCUAUCAUAUCUGAUUGGUAUAUCCUACAUAUAAAUCGGCUGUAACCACCCACGCUAUAAAGAGUGGAUAGUCUACAAAUGGGAGGGUGUUGUAAUGUUAGUGUCUUCAUGUUAAAACUGUUCAUCCCCAAUUUAAUAAGCUAAAUAUACGUUUCCUAGUUUUUGCACCUUCCAUUAUUAAGUGACAGCUGUUUCAACAGCCUUAUAUGACUCGACCUUAAUAGUUCAAUGUUGGAGUUAGAACUCUGUCUCGUUAAAUCCUCUUACCUGAAGGUCUCUAGAAAUAUACUGACAGUUUUAUGUUGUGUUUUAUAAUUGUUUACAUAUAAUACCGGCUUAAGCGGAACUAUAUCACAGUAAACUUAAAUGUUUGAGAUGUUCCCAAAGAACCAGGGUUUUCCUUAACACUUUUUCAAAGCAAGUCAAGUUCUCUACUUUUAUAACUACUGCAUGAUCUUGAAAUAACCCAAAAAUAUACAUUUCCCAUUACACUACACCUCAUUACCAGUAAAGCAAAUUCUAGACACUACUUAUCAUGAGGUACUAAGAUUUUUAAAAAGGGUAUAUUAGAAAUACAGGCGCGUAGCUACCUUUACGCAAAUACGCAGCUGCAUAAUGAAAAUAUGGCAAGCAUACACAAUUCAAUUUGCUAAAUUAUUUCGUUUCAAUCAGUGGUCUAUCUCAUGCAAAGGAAAUUGCUUCAUACUCAUUAAUUGCUUACUUCAUAUUCUGUUUUUAAAAAGUAGAGCUAAUUCAGUUUAUAUAGCGAACUCAUCGGGACAUGCAUAAACAUAUCACGCAUUCCUUACCAGUAGGAAUUAUUUGUAUGGCAAACUAAUAAAUUGAUUUAACAUCCAUUGAAAUUCACCAAUUGUCUUUGAAGUUUUAUUACAAUUUAUCUAUAGUUUUGUUCUUUUUAUUUUUUAUUUUAUUUUAUUUCUUUAUCCUACUACUUGAUUACUUAUUUUGUAAUAAUCCUGUACAUGUAAAAUAUUGCAGUCAUACGCCGUCUAUGUUAACGGUUUAAACAGACAAACUUUGAAUUUAAAAAUAAAAUUAUAACACAAUGUCAAAGAAAAUGAAACAAAUGUUGGCUUUCAAGCCUAAAAGGUAUUUUGAAUAGGAUAUUUUAAUGAUAUUACAGACAUAAUUUUCAUACAUAAUAAUUAUUUUAAUUUUAGUUAUUAUCAGACGUCAAAUAAUCUCUGCUAUAUCUUAUUAUUGCACUUAAAUGUAUACAAUUAUCAAUUAGUCCAUGGUCACAUUGUUAUAGAAAAUAAAAUCCUAUCGAAAUCAAGUAAUUAUAGUACGCUAUUGUCCCACAAGUCGUACAGUAUAACAGUAACAUCCAGUUCACAGUGAGAUAAAUAUCUUCUUUCUUUUAUAACUGGUGAUCACAUAUUUUAAUGCCCCAUUAGGUAACUAAAUUAUAUGUAUUUAAUUUCAGUGUAUUUAAUUUCAGAAGACCUAACACUACAUUCCUAAAAAUUAUCAGAUCAAAAUUUCAGUGUAAUGCUUGGUUUUAGAUUUCGUUUGCAUAUAUCAACUAUCAAGCUAGGAUUUUAAUAUUUGUUUUAUGAAUCAAUAUGAUAGUUCAAUGUCUUCACAAUGCUAAUGUUAAGCCUUGUAUAAAACUUCUGAAAAGGGCUUUUUGGUUCCUUAUAGCUUAAUAUAUGUUACUCAAAUGUGUAUUUUAAUAAUGGGACAUGGAAAUAUGUUCCUUACAAACCAUGUCUGUUUACCUAGAUCAAAGAAGGGCUAAAUAUGAUAUUUUGGGUGAAGUUAGCCCAUGAACUUUAGAUAUGUUUAGAAGUAUGUUUUAAUUUUUCAAAGUAAUAAAAAAACGUUUAUAAUGUAAAUUAUAAGUUAUUA
This is a messenger RNA of Mercenaria mercenaria, 3882 nucleotides long. RefSeq names its product interferon-induced protein 44-like. The transcript is spliced from 5 exons. The record is from RefSeq and is a predicted model, not a curated record. Bases 84 to 929 code for a protein of 281 amino acids. NCBI's taxonomy places the organism in Eukaryota, Metazoa, Mollusca, Bivalvia, Venerida, Veneridae.